Molecule: messenger RNA, 444 nt
Organism: Colletotrichum graminicola M1.001
Lineage: Eukaryota; Fungi; Ascomycota; Sordariomycetes; Glomerellales; Glomerellaceae
Product: proteasome maturation factor UMP1
Exons: 2
Coding region: 1-444 (147 amino acids)
Biological process (GO): proteasome assembly
Cellular component (GO): nucleus; cytoplasm
Source: RefSeq, a predicted model, not a curated record
AUGGCUAUGCGAAUCGUCCCCGCUGCGAACCAGCCCACAACCUUCGCCGCUGGCGCCGCCGCCCCGUCGGCCCCGGGUGUCCACGACACCCUCCGUGCCGGCGUCGGUCUGUCGGCCUUCGACGCAAAGUCCAACGUCCCCACGAGCGCUCACCCGCUCGAGUCCCGCCUCAAGAACUGGGAGGCCACGCAGGAGAACAUGCGCAUGGAGACGCUGCGCCGCACAUUUGGCCUCGCGGAGCCCAUCCGCCGCCAGAUGGAGCUCAAAAUCACCCAGAACGGUGAAUGGCGGCCUCUCGCCCUCGGCGGCCAGAAGCCCAGCCUCCACGAGGAGAUCCUCCGCGGCAAGGACACCAGCGUCACGUGGGAGGAUGUUUACUCGGGCGAGGAGAGCGUGGGCAUCGUCGGCAUGCACGACGAGAUGGAGAGGAAGCUGAAGAUCUGA